GCGCAUGGCACCGCCAACGGUCCGGCGGACCGGAGACAGGUUUGACCUCUCGCAAGACUUAGCCACAGUCACAGCAGACACCACCUUCCUGUACUCAAUUGCAGCCGAACCGCAGAAGGUGAAGAGCUUCGCGAGCACCGUCCAACCUGGGGUGAACUCAGACGGCGAAGUGCCUUCCGAUCUGAAUUUGGCAUUGCUGGUGGAUAGAAGCCUCGAGCUGCCAGGACUGGAGCAUCGCCCCUUCUCAGAUGAAGAGAUCAAGGAGGCUUUUGCAACCUUUGACCUCGACAACAAUCGGUUCGUGGGGGCUGCAGAGUCCGAAUGCCCAGUUGUUCUGAUCUCGCACAUCCUGAAGCUGAUCGGCGAGGAGGAGAUCGACGAAAUGAUUCGGAUGUGCGACACCGAUGGAGAUGGGCAGGUCACGUUUGACGAGUUCUACAAGAUGAUGACAACUCCAGCGGCCACGGCAGAGCUCUCAAAGAACAAGGGCGAUUGGCGUGCGCAGCAGAACGCUGCUGCUGCAGUCUCAGAGAUGGGAAAUGUCAGGGAACUGCUGCUGGUCGAGCAGCUCAUUCACAAGCUUUCUGGUGGAAUGGGCAAGAUCAAGCCUUCGCAGAUCAAAAAGAUCUACAAGCGCUUCGGGGACGGGCUCGUUUCCGUGUUUUUCUUUUGUCAUAGCACAGCCACGCAUGGUUUGUGGUUUUUUGCUUUUGAAUUCUAG
This is a messenger RNA of Symbiodinium necroappetens, 721 nucleotides long. The record is from the annotation of a GenBank genome assembly. Lineage: Eukaryota; Dinophyceae; Suessiales; Symbiodiniaceae.